CACAGCUCCUGAAUGCAGCAGCAGGCUGACUGGCUCUGUGAAGAUGGCGGACUGUAUACGUGUUCCUCUGCUCCUGCUUCUGAUGUGCAUCUUGUCGUCUUUGCAUCCAAUUCAAGGAGAAAACAACGUUAUUGCCAAACUUGCAGGUAAUGUCGAUAACCCACAGAAUCUCGCCGGAGGUCCGGGGCCGGCUGCGGGGAACCCGGGAGCCGCUGAGAGGAACCUGGGCGCUGGGGCCUCGCUGCCUCGGAGGCGCUCUACCGGCUGGAAGUUGUCUGAGGAGGGGGUGUGCAGGGAGGACCUGACCCGGCUUUGCCCCAAACAUUCCUGGAACAACAACCUGGCGGUGCUGGAGUGUCUCCAGGACAAGAAAGAGGACACUGAGAUUGCCGCUGAAUGCAACCAUCUGCUGUGGAACUACAAGCUGAACCUGACCACUGACCCAAAGUUUGAGUCUGUCGCCGUGGAGGUCUGCAAGACCACCAUCUCUGAGAUUAAAGAAUGUGCAGCGGAGGAGCUCGGGAAGGGCUACCUGGUGUCCUGCCUGGUGGAUCACCGCGGCAACAUCAGCGACUACCAGUGCAACCAGUACAUCACCAAGAUGACCACCAUCGUCUUCAGCGACUACCGGCUGAUCUGCGGCUUCAUGGACAAGUGUCGCGAAGACAUCAACGCGCUGCACUGCGGCAGCAUCAGCACCGGAGAGAAGGACAUCCACUCUCAGGGCGAGGUCAUCGCCUGUUUGGAGAAAGGUUUGGUGCGGGAGGCAGAGGAGCAGCCGGGGGCUCACUCCAUCAAGGACGACUGUAAAAAGUCCAUCAUGAGAGUUGCUGAGCUCUCCUCAGACGACUUCCACCUGGAUCGAUACCUGUACUUCGCCUGCCGCGACGACCGAGAGCGCUUCUGUGAAAACACACUGGCUGGAGAAGGACGAGUUUACAAAUGUCUUUUCAAUCACAAGUUUGAGGAGGCGAUGUCUGAGAGGUGCCGCGAGGCGUUGACCACCAGGCAGAAGCUGAUCGCUCAGGACUACAAGGUCAGCUACUCGCUGGCCAAAGCCUGCAAGUCGGACCUGAGGAAAUACCGCUGCAGCGCAGACAACAACAUGCCCCGAGCCCGAGAAGCUCGCUUGUCCUACCUGCUGCUCUGUCUGGAGUCUGCUGUGCACAGAGGUCGUGUGGUCAGUGGCGAGUGUCAGGGCGAGAUGAUGGACUACAGGCGGAUGCUGAUGGAGGAUUUCUCUCUGAGUCCGGAGAUCGUGCUGCACUGUCGGAGCGAGAUCGAAGGUCACUGUUCCGGUCUGCACCGUAAAGGACGGACGCUGCACUGCCUGAUGAGGGUCGGCCGAGGAGACAUGGGCGCCAUCGACGCCAACUGUCAGAGGGCUCUCCAGACUCUGAUCCAGGAAGCCGACCCUGGAGCCGACUACCGCAUCGACCGGGCGCUCAACGAGGCCUGUGAGUCUGUCAUCCAGACCGCCUGCAAACACAUCCGCAGCGGAGACCCCAUGAUCCUGUCCUGUCUGAUGGAGCACCUGUACACAGAGAAGAUGGUGGAGGAGUGUGAGCACAGACUGCUGGAGCUGCAGUACUUUAUCGCCAGAGACUGGAAGUUGGAUCCCGUCUUGUAUAAGAAAUGUCAGGGUGAUGCCGCUCGGCUCUGCCACACUCAUGGCUGGAACGAGACCAGCGAAAUGAUGCCACCUGGCGCCAUUUUCUCCUGCCUGUACCGCCACGCCUACCGCUCUGUGGAGCAGGGACGGAGGUUCCUCAGUGGGGAGUCUGAAGCAGAAACCCAGAGGUUGACUCUCUCCAGAGACUGUAAGGUAGAGGUGCAGAGGAUCCUCCACCAGAGGGCGCUGGACGUGAAGCUGGACCCCGAGCUCCAGAGACGAUGUAUGACCGACCUGGGGAAGUGGUGCAGCGAGAAGACGGAGGCUGGACAGGAGCUGGAGUGUCUGCAGGAUCACCUGGAGGAUCUGGUGUCUGACUGCAGAGACGUGGUGGGGAACCUGACGGAGCUGGAGUCAGAGGAUAUUCAGAUCGAGGCGCUGCUGAUGCAAGCGUGUGAACCCGUCAUCCAGACCCACUGCCAUGAGGUGGCUGAUAACCAGAUCAACACCGGUGACCUGAUGGAGUGUUUGGUUCAGAACAAACACCAGAAGGAGAUGAAUGAGAAGUGUUCGGUGGGAGUGACACACUUCCAGCUGAUUCAGAUCAAAGAUUUUCGUUUCUCGUACAAGUUCAAGACGGCCUGCAAGGAGGACGUCCUCAAACUGUGUCCCAAUAUCAAGAAGAAGGUGGACGUCGUGAUCUGCCUCAGCACCACGGUGAGGAACGACACCCUGCAGGACGUCAAGGAGCAGCGAGUGUCCAUCAAGUGUCGUAAACAGCUGCGGGUGGAGGAGGUGGAGAUGUCAGAGGACAUCCGCCUGGAGCCGGAGCUGUUCGAGUCCUGCAAGCUGGACAUCAACAGACUGUGUCAGAACGUGGCCUUUGGCAACGCACAGGUUAUCGAGUGUCUGAAGGAGAACAAGCGUCAGCUCACUCAGCGUUGCCACCAGCGAAUCUUCAAGCUGCAGGAGGUGGAGAUGGUCGAUCCUGAACUGGACUACCAGCUGAUGAGAGUCUGCAAGCAUAUGAUCAGGCGGUUCUGUACGGAGUCGGAGGGAAAGAACGUUCUUCAGUGUCUGAAACAGAACAAGAACAGCGAGCUGAUGGAUCCUAAAUGUAAACAGAUGAUCACCAAGAGACAGAUCACCCAGAACACAGACUACAGGCUGAACCCGGUGCUGAGGAAGGCCUGUAAAGCCGACAUCCCAAAGUUCUGUCAGCCGAUCCUGAACAAGGCGUCUGCGGACAGCGAGCUGGAGGGUCAGGUCAUCUCCUGCCUCAAACUGAAAUACGCCGACCAGCGUUUGUCUCCAGACUGUGAGGCUCAGAUCCAGAUCAUCCUGCAGGAGUCGGCGCUGGACUACAGACUCGACCCUCAGCUGCAGAUCCACUGCACACAGGAGAUUUCCAGGCUGUGUCCGGAGGAAGCAGCAGCUCAGGAGCAGACGGGGCAGGUGGAGGAGUGUCUGAAGGUCAACCUGCUGAAGAUCAAACAGGAAGGAUGUAAGAAGGAGGUGUUGAACAUGCUAAAGGAGAGUAAGGCGGACAUCUUCGUCGACCCCGUCCUCCACACAGCCUGCGCUCUGGACAUCAAACAUCAGUGUGCAGCGAUCCCACCUGGCAGAGGGCGCCAGAUGUCGUGCCUGAUGGAGGCGCUGCAGGACAAACGUGUUCGUCUGCAGCCGGAGUGCAAGAAGAGACUUCAGGAUCGCAUCGACAUGUGGAGCUACGCCGCCAAGGUGGCUCCUGCUGAGGGCUUCUCGGACCUGGCCAUGCAGGUAAUGACAUCACCGUCCAAGAACUACAUCCUGACUGUGAUUGGUGCAGGCGUGGCGCUGCUCUUCAUGAUGGGGCUGCUCUGCGGCAGAUUCACCAAACGCGUCACUCAGGAGCUGAAGGACAGGUAGACCCCGCCCACUCUGGGGUCAGGACACACCCACAGGAGAAACGACCACCUCCCCCUCUUCAUUUACCUCCUCUCCUCCGCCUUCACCUCCCACUUCAGUCCUCCUCACCACUUCAUUUACAAACUCCCUCUGCCUCUUCUUCCAUCGCUGGAAUGACAUCACCCACAAUCCUGCAGACGAACGUGGGCUUGAUCAGUGACUCACCUGCUCUUCCUCUACACAAGCCCCGCCUACUCCCUGGGAGGCCACACCCCCUCUCUUUUUCUUUUUCUUCUUUUCCUUCUGAGCUUCGAUCCAGAGCGCCGGGUCCUCCUGCAGUUUAACCCACACUCACCUGAUGUAGAUGCAGUACAAUUACUCUGCGCCCCUUUUUUUGUUUGUUUGUUUGUUUGUUUUUCUGCCCUUCGUUGUGGGCCGAGGGGUGGUGGGAGGGUGAGGAGAGGGGGAGGGGUGGGGGUUGUAAGGAUAUGGGGUCAGAGGUCAAGAUAUGGAGGCGAAGGAGGUGAAUGAAUCAUAAUAAGUGUAAAUGUGUAGAAAGUGGGAAAUGCUCAUGUAUAGAGCAGUUUAAUGACUCCAGUAUUUUAAUGACUUAAGUGUGUGUUAGCGUGUGUGAGCGUGCGUGUGUGUGCGUGUGUGUGCGUGCGUGUGCGUGCGUGUGUGUGUGUGUGUGUGUAAAUGAAACUGUCUUUCUAUCACCAUAUUGUUCUAGUUUGUCCUGCUAAACGGUUUUCGGGGGUUGUUUUGGAUCUGGAUAUAUCUUCUUUUCUUUCGUUUUGCUGAUGUGUGUGUUAGUUAGAUUUUAUCGCCAUGGGACUGCCAGGCGGGCGGUGCCAACCAGCCAGCCCUCCACCGAGCCACAGAUAAGAUGAAGAGAGGUGGAGGGAGGAGGGGGGACACAUCACAAACACUCCCAGCCGGCUCGCUGAAAGCUCUUCUUGCAGCAGGAAUUAUUUGUGGAUAUUUUUAUUUUACUCUUUCUGAAACAGCAGACCUGGCAACCUCAGCUCUCCUCUAAUGCAGUCCGAUACUUUUUUUGUUUUAAGAUUUGUUUUUCCCAGCCCAACCUGUGCCAUAAACACACCACGCUCGUCUACCUGCUGCUCCCAGCGUAGCCGGUGUUCACCGCUCCAGCAGCUGGUUGGGACGUUUGUUUGGCAGCACGCCGUGACACAGAGUCAGGAGUCGUGCCAGCCUGAUCCAAGACUGGGCGGAGCAGAAAGACUGGGCUUCUUCAUUUUUAUUAUUAUUUUUUUUUUUUUUUGGCCCCCAGUCAUGAACUCACAGAGCGGCUGUUGGUAUCGCGCUGGUUGGUACGUAAAAAGCUGAGAGCAAUGCAGGAAUUAAAAAAAAUAAAGAAAUGAAAAGGUUCUAGAUUAUUAUAGAGAUGUGAACAUUUUGUGUAAAGAUGAUACUGGAAUCAUUGCACAUUUUUCGUUCUUUUUUUAUAUCUAUAAAUAUAUAUAUAUUGUUUUGUCAUAGCCUUAUUUAUUUGUUUACUAAUGGUCAAAGUUUUUUUUUUUUUUUCUAUGAUUUGAAUGUUCUCUGGUUGCCUUUUCUCCAGCAAGCGAGCGUCCCUCUUUCCUGCAGGGGGAGGGAGGGAGGAUAUGGGGGAGGACGCAGGCGGCGAAGGUUCAGCCUCCUCUGGGCAUCAACCUGCUCCAGCAGCUGAUUGUUUCACGUGUGGCAGUGAACGCCUCUCUGAUGGGCGGUUAGGUUUCAUGAAGUCAGCAGCACACUGAGCCUGAUUUAUGGCGGAGUGCGCACAACACCUUUAACAAGUGUCGCUCAACAGAAAUCAAAGAGCUGUGUGGCAUUUUCAGUUUAUGCUUUGGCGAAAGAUUAAAGUCGUCUUCAGAAAUAUAAGAAUGUUUGUGUCCGUUCCCUCAGAAUGAGGUGUGUAUGCCUACAAAGGGAGCAGGUCCUUGUUUAUGGAGAUUGCCAUGUUGCACCGCCAUGUUUCUACAGUAGCCCAGGACAGACAAACCAGACACUGGGUCUAGACAGAGACAUUUGUGUUUUUUCAAGUCAGCCACUGUAGUUAGAAGCGCCUCGAGAAUGUCAGAGAACCUCUGAUUUGUAACGUGAAAGUGUUUUAUUCAGUGUUUUUGCUGGGUUAAAUCAGCUGGUCUGUUUGUUUCGGAGAGGAAGAGACCUCUGUGGAUCUUUCAGCUCCUGGUCAAAUCCUCCUGAACAAUGAACACUGAAGGAAUUCUAACCAGGAGAAGUUUCAGCUGGUUGCAAUGUGCAGUCCUCACCACUAGAUGCCACUAAAUGCCCCUGAAGCUUACACACUGUUUCUUUAAUUUUACUUUAGAAGACAACAGGAACAUAAGAAAAGAGGAUGUUCAGUGCAUCCAUUGAACCAAUCAGUGAGUUGAAGGGUGAAAAUGUUUUGGUCCAGCAAACGCAGGACAUGGACGAGGAGAUGUCCUGUAUUUUUGGAUGUCUGCCAACCGUUCUGCUAAUCCGGUCAGCCCUGAGACGGUCCUUUAUCGCUCACGCUGAGACACACAACACUGCAGCAGAUGUUUCAGAGAGGCUCGCCGUGACCACCACAGCACAUUGCGUGACAAACUAUGACGUCUGCAACACAACAUUCUCCAGGUGUACAACAUAAAAGAGACACGGCAUCUGAGUUUGUGCAUCAGUAUCUGUCAUGUGAUGAUUCUUUGGGGAUGACCACUGGUGCUGUCACGCACCAUCAAAGCUGAUGAGUGAUGUUGAUAUGAAUGGGACGAGGGUUCAGUUCACGGAGCAACAUCUGUUGGACACGGACAGAAAACAGUUUUACUCUAACAUGGCUUUUGAAGACACAAAUAUUAGGGAUGGGAACUGAGGAGAUGUUGGGGCAAAAUGAGGUAGUGCUGAAAACUGUACAAAGAAAAUCAAUAUUAAUUUCACCAGUUAAACAUUUGCAGGAACAGUGAACUCACUGAGCAACAGAGAUUUGGGACAUUACGAUUGUUUCAAAGGUGCUGUUUAAUUUGGAACAGGUUACAGGUUCAUUUUCAUUUAGGUUUUCUUGGAGAGAUAAAAAACCCACUAAGCCUGCCUGAUGUUAUUAUAACAUUAUUAUAUCACCCUCAGUAACAAACAUGCUGCCCCGUUGGGAAGCAGCUGCACUUGUGCAAAGAGUGUCGGAUUCAUUGCACUCCUGGAAUUUGAGCCCAUGUUGUGAAGGAAGAUGUUUGAGCAUCUUGAUGAUCAUUUUAAAGACGUUACAAGCAGCUCUGUUGUCGUCUUUCUUCUUCUUUCUUCUUCACGCUUUGGAUCGUUUCUUUCUCGCCACCAUGACUUUUUCUGUCUGUAUGUUUCCAGCAGCGUAGACGCAACCCAGUCACCAGAGUAAAUGUAGACAUUGUACGUUUCUGCAGCGGGCACGUUCCAUUUCUACGUUAAUAUGUAGCGGACCAGUGAAACUUUAUGUUUGGAGAAUGGAGACUGACUUUGUCAAUGCUGUGGUUAAUGUUUGGUGUAGUUCAGGCACAAAAAGCAUUGAUGAAAGGAAUGGAGCUGGGAGGUUUACGAUUCUGAUGGAUCGGCCAGUUUUGAACCAGUUCCCAUCCCCAGUAAUUCUCAGUAAGGAUACCUCUCAGUGUUUAACCUGAUCAUGAAACCAUGGAUCAUUUUUCUUUCUGUCGUCCAGCCCAAUCUGAACCAAACCACAGGUGAAGGAAACCAAAAUUCAACAUGUUGUCAUGUUGUCUCAAAUCACAGGUCUUUGUAGUUUCUUUCUGCUUCGUCACGUCGGUGCCAAGUAAACGAUCUUGGCUGUGAGCAGAGGAAAGAGAAACACGCACAAAACAAAGACCAGGAAAACCCAAACUGGACGACAAACUAAAGAAACGUAACAAAACGAUUUAAGCUCAAAGCUCCACUUGUUGGCUUCCUGCGGGGGCUUGGUUGCACCUCAUGGUCGUCUUCAGUGAGCUGGUGUUUGACUUGUGUCUGAAAGCAGAGCGACUUGUCUCUGGAUCUGGUUGGUCAGAUGUGUCUCUGCUCAGCCUGCAGGUUGAUGCCGGAGGAUGAAGGCGGUCAAGGUUUCGGUGUAUUCGGACGUAGGAGAGUCGCAGUGUUGUCGAGCUUUUUGGUCUCGGUGUGAAGACGGAAUGGAAAUGUUCUGAAAGGUUCGGCUCAAACAAUGAAGGAGCGCGCGUCCUCUCCCAGCUCGAGCCCAUCAUGUGUACAUGUGUACUAUACUGAGUGAUGACAUACUGUAAACUACGUACCGUGCAGUCCGCCUGUACUGUUCAUUUUUUUCUAACUGUUGAAGCUUGGUGUGGUGAGCACUGCCCUCCCUGCUUGUAAAUGAGACGUUCUGAUUCGUUGAACUGCCUUCACUUUUUUUCUCCAUCUGACGUCGGUUUAUCAAAGCGUGCCUACUCGCCGUCCCACCGGGGGACCCUGCUGUACAGAACAUCCCAGAAGCCCCUGCAGCACCCAGCAGAGGAGCACGUGGGCGUGCGUGCGUGCGUGCGUGCGUGUGUGUGUGAGAUGGAUGACGUGUGUGUGUGUGUGUGUGUGUGUGUUGCCCACAGAUGCUGGACUGCGAGUGCGAUCUCCGGUCAGUUCCUCGCUGUUGUCGUCGUCCUGAGCGAUGAUGACUAGAACAUUUUUGAUUUUAAGUUUGUGAUGAUAAAGAUCUUUUUGUAAACGAUGUUUUGUGUCUGAAUCCAUGGAGCUCCUCAUCAUCUGAUUUAUUUUCCCACUUUUUUUUUUGUUUUCUCUUUUUGUUGUUCUGUACAGAUGAGAAUUGGACAGUUUGUUAAUAAUAAUAAAGUCUGCAAGGUUUCUA
This is a messenger RNA of Epinephelus fuscoguttatus (brown-marbled grouper), 8315 nucleotides long. RefSeq names its product Golgi apparatus protein 1-like. The record is from RefSeq and is a predicted model, not a curated record. The coding region runs from base 44 to 3520 and encodes 1158 amino acids. NCBI's taxonomy places the organism in Eukaryota, Metazoa, Chordata, Actinopteri, Perciformes, Serranidae. Gene Ontology annotation, cellular component: Golgi membrane. The transcript is spliced from 26 exons. Gene Ontology annotation, molecular function: fibroblast growth factor binding.